Cheilinus undulatus (humphead wrasse) is the source of this 1360-nucleotide messenger RNA. RefSeq names its product alkB homolog 7 (gene alkbh7). Bases 112 to 804 code for a protein of 230 amino acids. The record is from RefSeq and is a predicted model, not a curated record. The transcript is spliced from 4 exons. Gene Ontology annotation, biological process: DNA damage response; fatty acid metabolic process. Gene Ontology annotation, cellular component: mitochondrial matrix. Lineage: Eukaryota; Metazoa; Chordata; Actinopteri; Labriformes; Labridae.
CAAACAUGGCGUCUCCCGUCGCAGUGUGACUUCUGUCAACAAGACCAAUCGUUUUCUAAAUGAAUGUAGGCCAGUGUAGUGAUAUUGACUGAUAAUAGAACACACCGGAGGAUGAAACUGUUGCUGACGGUGUUCAGACGAACCCCUAAAGCGGCUCUUUACUGCAAACAUCCGCGGAGUUUGGGCUCCUCUCCCAGCAGCGGCCUCUUACCUCUCCGAGAUGACGCUCUGGUCGCCGGGUCAAGCAAGGAACUCCUACGGAGAGUCGGUUCGCAGGUGGAGGUGAGGACGAGCUUCAUCACUGAGGCAGAGGAAGACGCCUUUGUUCGUGAGCUGGAACCAGGCCUGAAGAAGAAACGUUAUGAAUAUGACCACUGGGACGAUGCGAUCCACGGGUACAGAGAGACGGAGCGAGUGCGGUGGGGGGCAGCGUGUGAGGAGGUGUUGAACCGUGUCCGGUCAUAUGCGUUUCCAGAAGGCAAUCAGCUCCUCGGGCCUGUGCACGUCCUGGAUCUGGACAAGGCUGGCUACAUCAAACCUCAUAUUGACAGUGUCAAGUUUUGUGGUAGCACCAUUGCUGGAUUAAGUCUCCUGUCUGACAGCAUCAUGCGUUUGGUGAAGGAGGAUGCCACCAGUGAAUGGCUGUACCUUCUCCUGCCUCGACGCUCCCUCUACAUACUGAGGGAUGAGGCCAGAUAUAACUUCACUCACGAGAUCUUGAAAGAUGAGGAGUCUGUGUUUAAUGGACAGAGAGUGCCACGACUGCGCAGAAUCUCCGUUAUCUGUCGGAACCUUCCUGGUUAACUCCUGCUUAAACCCAGCCCAGACAUGAACAGAACAAAGACUAUACUUUUAGCACUGUAUCUGUUCUUUUUAUUAAAAAUUAGGUGAUAAACAAAAAGGUUCUAGAUGAAAAAAUGUAUCUAAUUUAUAUUUAUUUAAAGCAUUUCUUAGUGCUUAAAUUGCAGCAGAGAUACUCUCUGCCGUGUGGCCGGGUCAAACCCAUGCUCCAAAAUAACUAACAGGUUUUGAGUGACAUUUCUUGUGUUCAAAUUUUCAUUGAUCAUCUCCUGAAAGAUCCAAUAAGUGGUUUCCCUGAAGUUACUACUACUGCUCAUAUAAAUAUACAGCACGUUUCACAAUAAAGUAACCAAUGCCAUUGUGGUUUCAAAGAGAAAUUCAGUUGUCUUUUAAAAUUUUACGAAAAUUCUGAUCCACCAUUAAAGGCACAGAGAAGCCCGUGACUUUAAAACAUGCUUUGGCAUGUUAUUAUCACUUUGAGGUUUAUUUCUGUAUAAUAUGAAGAAUCUUUGUAAAUAAUUUGCAAAUAAAAUGUGGGUAAACUUUGUUUUGUGUGUCU